Anopheles arabiensis is the source of this 4224-nucleotide messenger RNA. RefSeq lists its product as uncharacterized. The record is from RefSeq and is a predicted model, not a curated record. The transcript has a single exon. Bases 653 to 1537 code for a protein of 294 amino acids. Lineage: Eukaryota; Metazoa; Arthropoda; Insecta; Diptera; Culicidae.
UCCGCUCCGUGUGGUUGUAGCAUUUUGUGUGUAAAUAAUGAUAAAAAAAUACUCAAAAACUCUAAAAGCAACUCCAUUCGUGGUACUUGUGCGGUACCGUAGCAGCGUAAAACAAGCGUCGUUCUCGGUGCACUUGAACGCUUGAACUUUCAUAUAUACCAUAAGAACAACCAAUUUUUACAUACACACAUACACAUGAACAUGCAUUGUACGAUUCCAUCCCCGUAUAUUCAAGCAUAAACCAUAUAAGCGCGCAUAAACGUCCGUUUGUUUUUGGAAGCGAAGAGAAGGCGAGUGCUCGUCUUCACGUUACAUUUGGCCGUCAUCAAGGGACGCUGAUGCGUUUCAUCAUCUCAGUAGCAUAAGCAGAGGGACCGCCCACCCCGUCACCAGUAGGAGCGGUGUCGUGUGUGUGUGUCUGUUUUUGUUAGUAGAAGACUAGUAUGUAGGAUAAUGAGUAGUAGUGCUAGGGUAGGUGUGUCUGAGUGUGUGUUUUCCCCGGUCCUUUUUGUAGUACUCUCAUCUUUUUUUGUCUAGCUCGAAGAUCAUCAUUUAAAAGACCCUCAACAACACACACACUUUUGGAGAUUGGUUUUGUGUCUUCCAUUGCGAUCGUGUCACGCCACGACGUGCGUCCUCAUCAUCUUGUAAUAUGCGACCGAAAUCGCUCAUGAAAACGACACACACGCACCCACACAAUCCAAAGUUCACGCUUAACACGCCCUCUCCCCCCUCCCUGGAACGAGGGCCUACCGUGGUGUUGGCAUGUGCGUCGCUAACUUCCUGCCUCUGUAUUUCUGUACUUCCGAACAGUGUAGUGUCACAGAUCCCUUCAAUACUAACCCAUCGCGGCAGCGAUACGGCGGCCUCUUCGUCCCCGCCACCUCCGGUACUACUAACAACUUCCCACCAGCAGCAGCAGCAGCGCACCACACUGCACCAACGACACCACUCGACUCCCCUGCCACUGUCACUGCCAAUGUCGCUGUCUGCGCCGGACGAGUCGCUGGACGCAGAUCCACCACCACCGUCUGCACCCUACAGUGGGUAUCAGAACACCAGUCCCGCCUCGUUCCGGAGGUCUCAGCCCCGGCCGGAGCACGGUGGCGACUCGCCGAACCGGAUGCUUAGCCGUCUGUUUAGUAAAAGCUUCUUCGACGACUUUCAAACGGCACUGGAGCAGGUCGAUCGUGUGCCUGCUGCCGGUGGUCGUGGCUCGUCCGAUCUGCUAACGGUGACGGGUGUGCAAGAGCGACGGCCGCACCAUAACGCCUUACUGCUGCAGCAGCAGCAGCAACACCACCAUCAACACCACCAUCAUUAUCAGCAUGUGCCACCACGGCCCGGGCAUGUUAGCCGAAGCAAUAGCAGUAGCGUUGGAUCGGUCCGAUCGAUGGCGCUCGUGCCGACGCGGACGCCUUCCCCGCUCGACUUCCGUACCAUGUCCUUCCGGCGGCCCCGUUCGCUGGCCAGUGAGGAGCAGAGCGGUGGCAAGCAGUCCGCAACCCGUACCGACAGUGGUUACGAGAAGUACUAGCGUGUACCUGCCCCGGACUGGUAGUGUGCGAGUAGUGUAGCCUUAGCGAGAGUCGUCGGACAGCGGCAAAGAGACACGGUCCGCCGAUGCGGUUAGACCGUUGUCGCGAUGAUGGGCACCGUGGUGACAGGUUUUCCUACCAGAGCUUCAUCCUUGCUAUAUCUCUCGCUAUCCCACUCUCUCUCUUUUGCCUUACAAAGGGAUCAAAACCGCUCGUGUAUGUUGUGGCCAUAGUCAUCUCAUUAUGUUUGUGCUGAUGUUGUUGUUGUUGUGUUGUCGUUUUGGUUCCUCUAGGUCCACUCCUAUUCACCUGUUUACUGUAAAUUUCUAGCUCGGUACGCUACACUCGUUUACUUGCUUGAUUGUUGUCCCCCCCAGUGUGUUUGUGUUUAUUAUCACGUUCCGACACAAUUCCCUUUAGGAGAGGACAUUUGGUAUUAGCAGCACUACACUGUCGGUGAAAGUAAAGAGCUCUUCUCUGCGUUACAUUCGAGCAGCGUUACAUGCUAAAGAAAAUCCCCAAGUUGCAUUUUGAUCAUACCUUUUUUUUUCUUUAUUUUUAUAGAGACUUUAAGCCUAUUGGCCUCAUUUGCCUCUUUUUACCUUUCGACGUCGACUAUCCGGUGUUGGUUUUGUAACAUUCUAAUUUUUCAACCAAACUAUUUAAACCAAAUAUGAAAUAGUUUCGUGUAGUUUUGCUUUAAGUUUGUGAUUUUCGUCGCUUCAUUAGUUAUUUGAUUUAAUUCUGAAGUGAGACAACAUUUUAUUGUUUUUUAAUGUUUUAGUAACUUGAUUUUUUUAUUCAGAAGGAACGAUUCAAAAAGGCCGUAUUGCUUAUAUAGUAACUUAAUAUUGUUAAAAAAAAUCAAAUUUUAUUAUUUUAAACUCCGCUGCAAGACAAAUCGAAAAAUUACGGUAACGAAUACGAAAAGUCAACCGACCUCAAAAAAAAUAUUAAAAAUCUGUUUUGCUUUGAUUACCAUUUGGAUGUCAUUACAAACUUUUUCAUACGAUCUUAUAAAGUUGACAUACUUUAUGGACUCUGUGUGACAUUGAGUGAUACUUGCAUGUCUUUUUUUGCUGGUACUUGAAAAUAAGUUUGUUUUUUUUUUCAAACGAUUAUUUGGUUUUCUCUUUUUAUCAAGACAAGCAACUCAAAAACAUGCAUUUGUGUGUAAACACUAAAUUUUAGUAGUCCGAUAACGCCCGAACCAAAAUAACGUUUCCUAAGUGCAUUUUUUGCAUCAUUAUCACAUCUAAGUUUGAAUCCCUUCAUUGAGAGGUACGAAAAGCUUUCAUUUAAACUAAAGGUGUUAAAAACGAAUCUUUUUGAAAAUCGGCUCAGUCCCGGUUCAUUCAAAAACGUAUCCCGGAUCAUUUGAUCGGGUCAAUCGAUCAAUCGUUCGUUCUCUGCUAACUUGACAAUUAAUGCCAAAUCUGCAGUAAAAGUGAAAGAGAACAUCUUUUACAGGGCUUUUCCAAGGUUUAUUUGGUUAUUUCCUAAAUUUGUUUUGGAUGCUUCCCAUAAUUUUUUGGUUCUUGCGAACCGGUUAAUUCAUUUUUUUUCUCGUGAACUGAAUGAACCGCAUGAUGCUGGUUCAUUUGGCACAUCUCUAGUACAAUACAAUCGCCAAAGUCGCAUUCACACGAUUAGCGCAGAAGAGUCAGGGUGUGUGUUAAUUUUUGUACGGAAUUGACAUUUCGCACGCAUAUAUCUCCAUUCGAUUGCAUAUUGUGAACAAAUAUGCUAUUCGCGUACACACGCCUUAAUAUCCUUUAUCAUUCGUCUCUGUUUCCCUCAGAGAAGCGAUCAUACGGAUCUUUCAAAAACGAAUGCAUGUUACCUGCUCACUUGCGCAUUCGAUCAUUCGCUCUUGUAUCUCUAAGAGAAGCGAUGAUCCGGAUCUUUAAAAAACUGAUGCAUGUUUCACUCGCUCACUUUUCAGAUCCGGAUCGUUCGAAUCCGUAUCUGUUCAAUAUUUUUGAGCUGUUUGUCUACGGUUUUGGGCACAUUAGAUCAUAGCUUCUUUUGGGCUUCUUGCAAUAUUCCUACUUCCGCAGUACAGUGAUACAUUGAAUAUAUGGUUACACCAAUAUGCUGCUUGGGUGUUAGACGUACAGGCGUAACGCGUAACGCUAACGUAACGUAGAGGAAUGUUUUGUACUUUUAUCCUACUGUCACACUAGCUACACUAGCACAGUAACACUAGUAAGCGUUUAGUGGCACAAUCAGUGCUUUACCACCGCUGUACAUACACUUUCCUUCUUCUCACGUUGAUGUCUGGUAGACAAAUUGGGUGAUCAUUUGUUGAAUAAGAAGGCUUUUCUCUGAUUUGUUCCUCAUUUUUUUAAUCACGCACAAAAUCGAACUGAAAAACUUCCAUUCUAAUCCACACAUCUCAUGUUUGGUUUUCUUCAUACCUCUCACGACCGAGAUGUUUGUGUAAAUGUCGUGUAAAACUGUAACGUUGGUACCGUGAUGUUAAUGUGUGUGUGUCUUUUUCUGAUAUAUUUCUUUAAAUAUUUGUCUUUUUUCCCUUUUCUUUCCCUUCUUUCGGGAUAUAAUUCGAUUCUACCACUGCGUUCCUCAACCAUCAUCAACGAUCCAUCGGCCCAAACGAUUCUGCUUCGUUCUUGUCUCGUUCACAAACACACCCAACCCUACACAAAUCCCCCUAAAACUAAAC